GCGAGCAACGAAGAGUUGAGUUUGUUUUUUUUAAUCCGUUCAACGGGGAAUUUAACUUUUCUGAAAAGUUGUCAUUCUUCAAAAACAAGCGGUUUAUUACUGGGUAGUUUCCGGAUUACGUGUUCACAUUCGUUUAAUCUGAAAGAGUUGCAUAUGAAGAGGGUAUCCCAGUUUCUUAGACAUUCUGUAAAUGGCUCCAGCCCUGACUGAAACAGCUACUGAUGGACAUGGGGUCCACCUGUCAUCUCCACUACCUUCCAGUGCCAUUGAACCAGACACAGCUAUCCUUGGGAAAGAAUCAGGAGCAUCCCAGCAGAAACUGAUGGGGAACAGUGACGCACAAUCUGCCUGGCUCAAGCUGACUUACCCACACUCUCCUAAUGGUUCCAGUGAUGAUGUAAUGGGUUUAGAGCACACACCUUUUGGAUCCCCUUUAACUCAAGCCUCGGGACAUUAUAAAACUGUUGUACUAGCUAGCACCAACUCUCUGUUAAAUCUGCUUUCCCUAAACAAGAACCAGAAUGGGGGUAAACAUUCAAUCAUGAUGUGUCCAAGAGGUUCUUGCAAAGACUUCUCUGAUCAUCCAAAUGUUUUUUUUGUUUCAGUUCCAGAUAUUAAACGUAAAGUUGUUCCAAAAGUUUGUGAGAAAACGGGCCCCAAUUUUAGGCAGGAAAGUGUGCCAGAUGGUGACGCUGUGAUGAAUUCUUCUCAAACGACAAACUGCAGGCACAGCGUAAGUGAAUCUAAUGCUUCAGCCAAGGGCCCAAUUACAUUCUUGACGCCAACCAAAAUAAACGGGUCAUUGGGGAGAGCACCGGCAUCGCAUGGCAGUGCUUUCAAAGUGGGAAGCAGUGCCAAGCAGUGGGGUUCAGAUGAAGCAAGAGAUCUGUUACUUACCAAUUGCACAGCUGUGAAAGAAACUGGGAUGAACAGCCAGCUGUUUCGGUGCCUCACCAAGCACCAAACUCUUGUGAAUCAGGCAAAUAAGAUACAAAAACGCUUACAGAUUCUGCUAGGGGAGCAUGCUGCAGAACACUGCAGUAACCAGAUUGGGGGGCUGGUAGAUCAUCAUCUCCGAUCAAAAGCCUUCCGCAGCUCAGCUGGGACCGGGUCCACUUGUAGCCCUUUAGUAAACAACUCCUUUGAUCAUUCUGAAGUGGAGCAGGGUCCUUUCAAAAGCAAUCAAAAUGGUUCCAUGCCAACAAGCUGUACUUUAGAAGUCCAGGAGUUUGCCUGCUCAGUUAAAGCAGUGCUCUCCCGGGUUGAAGAGACUCUGGACUCUGAUGCCACUGGCAGCAGUUCGGAUGAGGAAUGGGACCAAGAAUUAGCACCGGGGAAAAGAAAUUUGCCAGUUAAUCACACUUGUGAAUGGAGAUGGCUCUCAGAACGAGCAGAAAUUGGCAGCCGUUGGACAUGGCUUCAAGCCAGAAUAUCUGAUCUUGAAUAUAAGAUCCAACAGCUUAGUGACCUCCACACACACAUACACUCCACAAAGGGGAGAGUAAUCCUGGAAGAUUCCCAGCCCUUAAGUGACAGGCUGAUUCAGCAGAUGCUAUUGACAGAAACUGCAGGUCUAUUGAACACUGCCAGAGAUAAUACAACCCCUGCAGAGAAAGAGGAUUUUUCCUUAGAACAUGAUUUUGAAAUGGAACCAAGCAGCCCUACUCACCUCCUCAGAAAUAUAGAGAGACAGAGUGCCCAGCUUACAGAAAUAGUCAGCAGUUUGGUACCACCUCUCAGUUUCUCCCCCUCUUCCUCUCCUGUCUCAUCAAAACCGUGCAGUUGGAAAGGACAGUCAAAAAGCAAAGCAGAAAGCAGAGAUGUGUUUUCUAAAAUAAUUAGCUGUGUCUCUGGCCAGCACAGUAUUAAAAAGCGCAGAGUUAGUAAAAGAAAACAGAAAGUUCCCCAUAUAAACAGCACAUGUGUGUCAGCCAGAACAAGACCCCUUCGGACUUACCAGAAACACAGACUCUUCACUUUAGACUCUGCUUGCCAGUUUGGUGAAAAGGCGCAGUUACCUCCAGCUGCCCCAUGUCAAUGUAACAGUCACUAUGAUCACCACUGUGAGUCCGUAAGAAUGACAAAAACGGAGCAGAUGGGACUGCUGGAAUCAUCCUUUCACCCUGUACUGUCAGUAUCGUCAGAUGUUCCUCUUCCUCUCCAUCUGCACACAUUACUGCAUCAGGAGGAUUGGGUGAAGAGGCCAAUUCCACCAACAGAGGAUGUCAAAGCUCCUGUCUUUACCAGCGGUGGAAGUGAGAUGCCUGCUUUCACAACAUUGAUUGAUGAAGAAGCUUUCCUAUCCCGACUGAUGAAGCCUCCCUUUCACCUGCCUCGCUAUCCAGAAGAGAGUGCUUCUCAUAUCAUAACAUCCAAAUCCACACUGUCCCAUAAACAACCCACACAGAACCUUGCAAGGAGACCCCUUCGAAGUGAGUGCUUCUAUGACAUUGACAAUAUUGUGAUUCCUAUGUCACUAGCUGCAACCAGUAAGGUCGAGAAGCUGCAGUAUAAGGACAUUAUCACUCCAAGCUGGCGAGUUGUUGACAUUCAGCCUUUAGAGGGGAGUCCUUUGGAAGAAGGAGAGGCAGAAGACCUAUCAGAUCAGCCUUUUUUUUCAAGGCAUGUGAGAUGUGAAGAAAAGGAAAAAAAAAGGUGGACCUUUUGGGAGGAAAACAGAUGGCACAGACAAAAUAGCAGGUCCUCCAGUAAAAGCUCAGACUGCACUCUGUAUCCUUUACAUUCCCCAUGGAAUUGUACAGCUGGGGCCACUCAGAACAUGCCAUCCACACAAGGGGACUGCACCUGGCAAAGCACAGCUCCCAGUUCAUCUGUCCUAGAGGAGGAUGACCAAGAUGAAAAAUUUAUAUUGCCUUGGAAAAGCAGAAUUUUUCCUUUAGAUGACCAAGAAGUUGAAUCCUUAAAGCCCCAGAAAGUUUCACCGUUUGAGGAACAGACCUCACAGCACAUAAGAACUUUUUCCUGCAGUUCUGCUGGUCGGGUUUAUGAGAAUGCAUCAGGAGCCUCUGCUUGUACCAAAAUUACACCACCUGCUGGAGAUCCACUGCAUGUUCCCAAGGAGAAAAGCCAGACUUCCAGUGGAUGUCAAAAUAGUAUACAGAAUACUGUUUCCUAUGAGGCAGCCAGAAAGCAGAAGGGAUAUCACAGUGAUAUGCUAACAAUGAGCUUGAGAGGAAGAGGACAGCAAGUAGACCAGGAUCAAGCAGCGCUAUACCAACAUGGUUCUAGUAUUCUAACACCUUAGAAGGAAAUGUAUUCAAAUGCAGUUUUAA
Messenger RNA from Polyodon spathula (Mississippi paddlefish), 3293 nucleotides. RefSeq names its product KAT8 regulatory NSL complex subunit 1-like protein. Gene Ontology annotation, molecular function: histone acetyltransferase binding. Gene Ontology annotation, cellular component: NSL complex. The transcript has 15 exons. Lineage: Eukaryota; Metazoa; Chordata; Actinopteri; Acipenseriformes; Polyodontidae. The record is from RefSeq and is a predicted model, not a curated record. Bases 191 to 3265 code for a protein of 1024 amino acids.